Toxoplasma gondii ME49 is the source of this 1563-nucleotide messenger RNA. RefSeq lists its product as hypothetical. The record is from RefSeq and is a predicted model, not a curated record. The coding region runs from base 248 to 1417 and encodes 389 amino acids. Lineage: Eukaryota; Apicomplexa; Conoidasida; Eucoccidiorida; Sarcocystidae. The transcript has a single exon.
GUGUUCAGUACUCGCCAAUGCAGCAUUGUAGUCUGAUCAGUGCAAAUCAUUCUUGGGUUCUGCUCAUAUCUUCAGAGUCCUGUGAAUUUGCUUCUACUACGUUCACUUUGCGGUCCUCUUUAAAUCUUCCAAGCGCCUCAUCUGAGAAGUCUGAGGCUCUUCCGCAUUUUCUCGCGCCCGUCCUUCUGGUUCCGGGCUUCUGUUUGUGUCUGGUCUACCUAUCGUUUGCGGCACUCACCGGAACGAAAUGGAGGCCUACCGUGUCCGUCCCGUUCAGGCGGUUGGUGUCUGUGCUCGCCAACCGCUUGCAACAGCUAACCCUCGUGUCUGCCGCCAGCCGGGUCCACCGGCUGGCAAUUUUCUCUACUCAGACUUUCUGCCACCCCGGUGGAUUCCGUCUGUUGGAGUUUCCGGUGCCCGCGCGCCCUCGCGGUGCACCCCCGUUCUGCUGGCGCAGCACGGCGCUUCUCCGCGCUGCGCACAGUCUCGUGCUUCGGCACAACCUCUCUUGUGUCCGUCCAGUGACGGGAGAGUCACUGUCUUUCCGUCUCGAGGCAACUCGCUUCUGGGACGUCCUGGAGUGCCUUCCGCGUCUGCAGCGCCGUGUGGGUUUUUGUCGCGUCCUGCAUACCAGACAGCACCCCCACUGUCAGUUGAAGGACCGGGCCGCGCGGCGGAAGCUUUUGCUUCAAGAGGAAGCAGCCGCGGUCUCCUCGCGACGCCUCCUGGCUACGUGCUCCGUCUUCGCAAGCAGGCCGCCAUCCCUCCCCGUUUGUCGCCGCCAGAGGAAGACCACCAGCGGAGGGUGCCAGAGUUCGGCAGAGAAGAUAGGCCGAAGACGCCAGAGUUCGGCAGAGAAGACAGGCCGAAGACGCCAGAGUUCGGCAGAGAAGACAGGCCGAAGACGCCAGAGUUCGGCAGAGAAGAAAGGCCGAAGACGCCACAGUUCGGAGGCGAGGAGUGGCCGAAGACGCCAGAGUUCGGCGACGAACAAAGCCGACAACGCGCAGCAGGAGAGCUCGACGACGGAGAACGAAGGCGUUCCAUGAGUCUGCGCUUCGGCAGAAAGGGAGGCGUUCUCCAGCCAACGUGUCUGCGUCUCGCAGCGGUCUCCCUUGGAAAGGACGCGCGGCUGUGCCCUUUGGCGAGCAGAGAGGGCCAGCACAAUGAGGAGACGCGUUGUGGAGAGAGUCGAAGCCGUCGUGGACGCGGCCUCUGCCUUCCUGCAAGCCACGGUUCGAGUUCACGGGGAGUGCACCCGGGAGCUCCGUGCGCGAGGCGCCUCGUCGGCGGCGAGGCCAAGGACACGAAGCCAAAGAAAUGCGGCAAGUGCCACCGCCAGUUCAAGGCGAAAGGCGCAAAAGCACCGUUCUGUGUGUGCGCCUUCGCCCAACGGUGGGGACGGGUGGUCUCGUGAGCGGUGGCGGGCGUCGCUCGUGUGUCUCGGCUUCGGUGGGGGAUUCUCUUUCGCUCCAGCACUGUAGCGUUUCGUGUCGUGUCGUUUGCAUGUGGCAUUUGCGUUUGCUGAUUCCGUGUUUUUUCCCACAACUUUAACCCUUUUGC